Messenger RNA from Porites lobata, 2363 nucleotides. The record is from the annotation of a GenBank genome assembly. NCBI's taxonomy places the organism in Eukaryota, Metazoa, Cnidaria, Anthozoa, Scleractinia, Poritidae.
AGGUUCUCUUUUUUAUCAACAAAGAUGGUCUAAGUAUGAGUGCUGUCUUGACCGGCUUUGGUUUGAAUUAACGACGACACAUUUCUACAUAAAUGCUGGUUAAGAAGACACAGUAAUAGCAGCAUGCCCUUGUUGCUGUGCUAUUGUACCUAUGAAAGGACAACAAGAGUUAGGAAAGCGCUGGGAAAAGUGCCAUGAAUUUCGGCUCGGAAAGCAGCAACCAUGGCAGCGACAACGCGUUUCAACGACUUUCGGUUACUCAAAUCUCGCCAAAAGAUUUGGACAAGAACUUCACAACUCUUCAGAAAGUGUUCAGUAGCGUGAAUCCGGCUAAAAAUGCCUGCUUGAGACCUCAACAUGACUCGGUGAGUUUUGGCCAUUUUGAACAGGGUGUUCGCCUCAAUGAGAUUUACACUGAUAUCGGUCGAAAAUUUGGCGAUCGCUCAAAGAUUGUGUUGGCGAGAGAGUGUCUUGUUCGGCUUCAAGCAUCCGCCGAGUUUAUUGGAGAACUGGAGGAAACCUUUGAAAACUACACCUCUUACAUGGAGAGCGGGAGGAAAAUUUCACGCGACUUUCCAUUCAAAGUUGAGGGAUUUCAUAACAUUUGCCAAAAGGCUAAGACUCAAUGCAUGUACCGUGUAUCGUUGACAAAAAUGGUAUCUACGGACCCUUGGCUUCGAAGUUCUUUGCCUGAUAUGCACGAUGAUUUGUCGAUGGUUUACAAAACACUUCAUCAACACGCAGAAAGGGCUUUUUCGCUUAUCGGGAAUAUUUUGCUUUGUGUACUGCGAAUUGCUGAAAAAUGCAAAUGGGGUUUGAGUCGGCAAGAGUUAAACUGCGUUUGCCAAGGAAUCGAAGAUUUCAAUCGACUUGUUGAAUACUGUAAAAGCUUUAAAAACGAUGAACAUAAAAUGCUGAGUUUAAGUGAGGAAAGUCGUUUUGCGCUGUCGAACUCUACUCAGGGAAGGUUAGGAGCCUUGUUGUUAUUUCCAGCUGUUUCUACCUCUGCUGAUCAUGUUUGUUUAUUAAGCCUGAGCAAACUUUUGACUGGCAUCGCUUUUGCACGCUCGAAAAUAUUGGCCGGGUAUGUUCGUAAAUUUGUAAGCGAACACCAAGAAGUUUCACGAGUACUGAAAUACGACUUCGCUUCUUACUUUGAGUGGAAAGAUUUCGGGGUUGUCUCAAUCGGCGGCAACACGAGAACCGAAGGAGGCCCCCCAAAUGGGGUAUUGUCAGUUUUGGGUCGAAACCAAAUCCCUCUCUUGAAACUUGACCCUGAGUCGCCCUUGUUAAUGUUUGAUUCACAGGAGCAGUCAUUUUUUAGUAAUUUGAUAUCACAACUAUAAACUGAAGAAUUCAAAAUUAUAAACAUUUUCUUUGUCAGUAAAUAUUUAGCAAUGGGAGACUCAAAAUAACUGGAUUUGCGUUGUCAUAGUAUUAGCGACAUGCAACAAAAUUAAACGUACUUUUCAUAUAACUGUGACGACUGAGGGAUGAAAUUAAAAAGCGGUUAAAUUAGCUUUUGAUUGUUAGGUGAUGGGAACGGAAACUGAUAAAAACUGAAGGUAAAUUAAAGACAAAUGCGCCAUUACAUCAUUACAUAUUUAGAGUGAAUGUGCUUAAUUCAUUGCGUUCACUAUGCAUAACCAAGUGUAUAAGCCUGACCAUUUGUCAUAUAUAUCGUUCGACCACUCCACACAAUUUGAUUGGUUCUCUACGCGGUCCUUUGAAUGCUAGAGUUUCCUGAACUGUGGUUUGGAAAAAGAAAAAUGUAUAAUAAUAUCAUAUGAUGUAGAAACGUCUUGCCGUGUUUCUUUUUCGCGAUCUUGUAAAGUGACUGCAAACGCUCGGUGCAUUUUACCUCAGAAUGAGGGGCGCAACGUAAACCCAGCGAUCACUUGCCUUUGGUGACCCUUCAGUUUUCAGUACAAUUAAGUAUCUUGUUCGCUUGUAUCUGCACAACAACAAAUACUGUUCUUGCGUCUUACAAAUUUAUGACGGCUAGGUCCAUAAAAUCGAUGAAAAAGAAAAUAUUGAACAAUAUAUGCUGAUGUGAAAGACCACCUGGAAGAAGGCUUAUGGCACUGAGCUAUUUUUAGUGUGUUUGUUCUUUAAAUAUCCUUCAUUUCAUAUCUGUCAGCGAAACAGAGACAAUCUCCUUAGUUUUACUUUCUUUGCUUUUGAAAUAUUAUGCCCAUCAAAACAAAAAGAACUUGUUUUCCAGGAUUUUUCAUUCUAUAAAAAUAUGCAUUAGAUACAAUGGAAAAGCUUGCGAAAGAUUUAUGUUGACCAUCUGCUCGACUCCUUACUGUAUAUUAAUUCUGUAAGGUUAGGGCGUAAUUUGUUCUUUCUUCAUAAGGUAC